Capronia coronata CBS 617.96 is the source of this 1614-nucleotide messenger RNA. RefSeq lists its product as uncharacterized. Bases 1 to 1614 code for a protein of 537 amino acids. Gene Ontology annotation, biological process: transmembrane transport. The record is from RefSeq and is a predicted model, not a curated record. Lineage: Eukaryota; Fungi; Ascomycota; Eurotiomycetes; Chaetothyriales; Herpotrichiellaceae. Gene Ontology annotation, molecular function: transmembrane transporter activity. The transcript is spliced from 3 exons.
AUGUCCAGGUCGCAGCCGACCGAACCCGUCGCCGUGAGCAACGACGAAGAAGGGCCUUCGCCAGCACAGGAGCGUGCUUUGCAACAUGCGGUCGCGGCGAAGAAACGGGGUAUACCCCAGAAACUGUAUGACUGCCUCACAUAUGUGCCUUCGCGAUGUCGAUACGAUCCCGAGAAUCCAUUCAAGUUUUCAAUGGGAUUGAAUGUACUGUUUGCGUUCGCCGGAUGCUUCACGGUCGCGAACCUCUACUAUACCCACCCCAUUCUCAACCUCCUGGCAGACGAUUUCCAUGUCACCGGUGAACAAGCCUCCUAUAUUCCCACCCUCGCACAAGCCGGAUAUGCAGGGGGAUUGUUAUUCUUGUGUCCGUUGGGAGACCUGGUCAAGAGAAGGCCGUUUGUCCUAUGGCUGGUUUGGUUCACGGCGACACUCUGGAUCGGGCUUUGUGUGACCAACUCGUUCGCCGCUUUCGGCGCCAUCUCCUUCAUCACCAGCGUCACCACGGUCACACCGCAGCUGAUGCUCCCUCUGGUGGGCGACAUGGCGCCUCCACACCGUCGCGCUACGUCGCUCUCGAUCGUCGUGUCGGGCAUGCUGUUAGGGAUGCUCAUGGCUCGGCUCCUGUCCGGCGUGGUGGCGCAAUACAUCGGAUGGCGGUACAUCUACUGGAUCUCGUUCGGGCUGCAAUAUGUGAUUUUGUUUCUGCUGUACCUGUACAUGCCGGACUAUCCAUCCACGAACCCGGGCGAGGUGAUCUGGAAGAAAUAUCCGUUUCUGCUCUGGGACAUCCUGAAGCUGGUCGCCGAGCACCCCGUGCUGGUGCAAGCGUGCCUCGUGGGGCUCUUCACCGCCACCAUAUUCACGAACUACUGGACCACUCUGACCUUCCUCCUCGCCGGCCCUCCUUACCAUUACAGCUCCCUGGUCAUUGGGCUCUUCGCGCUGAUCGGCAUCGGGAGCAUGACGUGGGGUCCCAUCUUCGCCAGGACCGUCAUGGAGAAACACCAGCCUCUGUUCUCCGUCAUCAUCGGCGAGCUGUUCUGUCUGGUCGGCGUCCUCGUCGGCACAUACACCGGCAAGUUCACCAUAGCCGGACCCAUCAUCCAGGCCGUUGCCAUCGACAUCGGCCUGCAAACCAGCCAGAUUGCCAACCGUACCGCAAUCUAUGGGGUCGCGCCACUGGCCAGGAAUCGCGUCAACACUGCCUACAUGGUCAGUGUUUUUGUCGGACAACUGAUUGGCACUGCGGUCGGCAAUCACCUUUACGCCGAUGGCGGCUGGACGUCCUCUGGGUCUGCUAGUGUCGGCUUCGUCGUUGCGGCGCUGGUGGUCUGUUGCUUGAGAGGGCCGCAUGAGAAAGGCUGGCUCGGCUGGCGAGGAGGAUACAAUAUGCGGAAACACGUGCCGAGAAAGCCGGACAAGGUUGAAAAGGAUCAAGAGGCCGCUCAUGGCCGCCGAGGAGAACCUCAACCUCGACCAUUCGUCCAAGAGGGGUUCGAGCAGCAAGAGAAGGAGUUGGAGGUGCGGAUCCAGAGUGAUGGUCUUGCCGUCGACAAUUCCUCGUCACAGCGCAUUCUGAGCGAGGAGAUCCAGGCCCCGCCGCAGAAGGCGUGA